Molecule: messenger RNA, 3863 nt
Organism: Carassius auratus (goldfish)
Lineage: Eukaryota; Metazoa; Chordata; Actinopteri; Cypriniformes; Cyprinidae
Product: protein EVI2B
Exons: 4
Coding region: 2264-3820 (518 amino acids)
Source: RefSeq, a predicted model, not a curated record
AAUCAUAAAAACCAAGGGGCUUAAGUUAUCCAAUUCGCAAAUGUGUCUCUCCCUCUGCCCAAGUGUCUGACAAUGACGUCCAUUGAGCGUAAUGACUAACAGUGGCCCAUAUAAUAGGAGCGACUGCCCCGCUGGCUGACUAUUGUCUGUCUGUGCACACACAUACAAAUUGGACAUUUGUGCACAACACUUAGGAUAAUAGAUGUUGGGCAGAAGAGCUAGUCAGCCUGGAUAAGAUCACAAGAGGAAUGAUUCAGGAACACAAGAGCCAGAAACACUUUAAGCGGUCAAGAGCAUCUCAACUGAAGAACACUUAAAUAACAUCAACAAGCGAGUGGGACAGGAAGUGAUUGUGUACUGUAUGACGAUAUAUCAAGCCUCACUGCUUCAGGUUGUUCUUCAUCAUCUACCAGCUCUCCCUCACCGGAUAGGUCCCUAGGAAAGGCUCUAUAUCUACUUUAAUCUCAAAAUACAGUGACAAUGCAGACAACAAACGAAGUGAUGUACAACACCACAGAAGGGCGCGAGGACUUCAGCAUUUCUGUAGCGACGACUAAUUUCCCUGCAACCGGUGCCGCUGAGAUCAGCUGUUUUAUCAAUGCCCAGCUAGCUUUUAUAGCAACAGCAAUUGCUGGUGGCCUCAUCCUGAUCCUUCUAACCUCCACCAUAGUGUUGGCAUGUACCGUCUCAAGCCUGAAACGCCACCAGCGGGCCCCUCGUCCAUCCCGAAGCAAUGCAGACCUGGUGAGUGGAACGGGCUACUGGGGUAACGAGAGAAGAGAGGGCGGCAUUGUGGGUCCAUGCGAAACCAGUGUUCUAUUGGAGGAGGUAAAGACAGACGGCGAAGAGGAAGAGAUCCAUGAUGGCGCGGCAGGGCCGAGCCAAUACAUCACCACUUCUAACGCAGCCGGUGACUCCGAGAGCAUCCCGACAGCCAUGCAGAGCUCAACCUCCAGGGAUUCCUGCAUAGAUCCCAUAAGUUUGGAGAAUAUGCCUCUGAUGGUGUAAAGUACAAGAGAUUUUUUUGUGUGCUAGGCUCUGAUGUCAGGCAUUUUACUUCUCUAUUUUGCCUUUAAAAAAAAAAAAAAAGUCUUCAACAUCUACUGCAAUAAAAAAUUAAGUUACAAGGGGCCUAACAAGGUUUAGUUACUGUUUAACUAACUACAAUUUGUGCUCAUCCUGUUAAAAGGAGAUUUCUUGUAAUAUUAGAUGGAUUUGAUGGGUCACAGAUGAGGUCACUGCAGUUUUCUCAUCUCAAACAGCUCUGGAGAUGUUGUGUUUAGUGAUGAUGACAAGGACGAUAAGUAAAUGAAAGUUCUGUGUAUGAUUGUAUAUUUUGUGAAAUUGGUAUUUAACAUCAGCGUUGUCUCACAUUUUGGCAGUUCUUUUUAAUAUGGCAAGCAGCAGCAUUUACCCAGAAAUCGAAGAGCACAUUUACUCGCUGUAGAUGGAAGCGAAAUAGAUGAACGCUAUAUUUGGUGCACAAAUAGCAGACCACAACAUGGGCUUAAAACUGUGUGCUGUAAUUUCUACUGUAAUUUCCACUAGUCACCAAACUGCCAUUAGUCACUCAAACAGUGAAGAUGAAACAACCUAUGAAUGGCUAAUUUAUAUUUGAUUCCAAAUAUAUAGCAGGGAAAAAAUAAAUCACACACUUUUGCUUUAAAAUGGGUAAAGCAAUACCACACAGCCUUAAAAUCAUAUAACAAUGAGCAGGUUUUCCUUAUCAAAACACUGACAUCUCAAUAUAAAAUAAAAUGAAAUGCUAAUGACAAAAAUCCUUGUUCUGUUUAUCAUUUACAACCAGAUUUAUAUAUUUCCUAAGUGUUGCAAUGCUACGGUUAAAGUAGUUGGCAGAUUUUUAAGGUGUUACUGGUGGUUGAAAUGUGGGUGUUCAACUUUCCAAGAUGACAAAAAAAGAGACAUGAGAUAAUUUCCCUUUAGAUGGCUUAUGCUCUACAAAUAAUUCUUAUUCUUACAGAUAAAUUUGAAGAUAAUAACUGUUCUGUUCAAAAAAUGUACAUCAAUGCUUUAAAACAUACCUUAAAAAACAAGCCUCAUAUCUUAGAACAGAGUUAAGAAAAAAAAGUGCUUCUGGUUUUCAUACUCUGUUACCACAGAUUCUUUCCUCAGGAAAAAAAAACUGCUAUUAGCAAAAAAAAAAAAAAAAAAAAAAAACGAAUGCAGCCAUUUCACAGCUUCAUUUCCUGUCAAGUGAAGUGACAGUUCCGUAUUCAUCUCUAUAUACUUCAGUCUUUAACAAAUGCUUCAGAGGAUGCCUGGGUUCUCUAAGGACACCAUGAGGACUACUCUUUGCACGCUUGUCUUGCUCUUCUCUCUACCAUGGAGUCUAAAUGGCCAUUUAACGACCAGCAAUAAGAAUACCGUGGUAACAAACACAGAAGAAAAUGCAUCACAACUGAGGGACUACACUACUGAUUCUGGAACAGAAAAUGUGGUUUCGCUUUCAAGAAGCAUUCAGACGCGACAACUUACGAGUCACUCGGAGCAGCAAGAGAUAAGGCUGAGGACAGCCAAAGGUGAAGAUGAGACAUCAAGGAGAAGGAGGAAUGUACAAUAUGACAAACUCAACUUAACUACAAUGUCGACACACCCUCAAACGCAAAUGCAGGACAAGGUAACUCAAAAGGAACAACAAAAACCAACAGAAAGCUCCCGGACACCACAUACUACAUCUGUUUUUCAAACAGAGAAUGCUACAGAAUUUACAAAAACACCAAAUGCCACAAGGGCAGACGUUUCACCUGAGGAAAAGACAAGCAGUGGAUUUUAUGAGACACAGAAAGCCACUCAAGAAACACCUUCUACUUCUGAUAUCACUGGGCUCCAUGAUGGGCAAGCAAAUAAAACAGUCAUGGAUAGCAGCGAUCUUCCAACAGCCCAGGCCACAAUGGAGACUUCAACCCAACCAAGCCCAAUGACUCAUGCCCACACUUCCGCAAUAGCAAAUGUGACAGAUUUCAAACCGAGCAAAGAUGCAAAAACCAAAGAGGGGAAAAAAGUCACAGACAAGUGGACAAGCACUCAAGGCCCUGUGCGUAAGACUUCAUCUAUGACUACGCCAAAGAUGAUGUUGACGACCACUAGAAAGACCACCAAAAAGCUAAGUCCACCUCCAUCAAAAGACAAGCAGCAAGCAAACCCAGGUUCUGUUGUGGCGGGUGUGAUUGGCACCACGUUUGUCUUGAUGUUCAUAGCCAUUAUCUUUAUCUUGGUAAGGAAACGCAAAAUCCAAAGAAAGCAGCUAGAAAAUUCAGAGUGGGCCGGACCCUCACCGUUUUUGGAUGGCGACGUUCAACCGAACCUGCUUAAUACAGAGGAAUCCGAGGCCAUCAAUCGACAGGGCUUCAACCACAUGUCCAGAUACAUCUCCCAACGGCUCUCCAAACACCUGACAUUCGGGAGGAACUCAAGUGAGGAUGUUCUCAUGGGGGACAUCCUGCAAGGAAGCACGUUUGGCAGACAAAAUCCAGAUGAGGUCCAAGCCCCCAAUGGGGACCCGACAGCUGCUCGAGACUCAAUGGAGACAGAAGAAAACAAAAUCCAGGAAGGUCAAGAACCUGUGGACUCUUCUAAUACCAAAACACCUGGGUCAGGAAGUGAACAAGAAACUGUGAUGGAAAGCAAAGAAUCUAAGCAGCCUGAUGACCUCACUGCAUCUAUGUCUUCUGACCCGGAUACUGUAAUUAAACCUCCUCCACCUUUAGUGUCCAUAGAUCUUGAUUCCCUUUCAGAAGAAGCAGCACCUUUGCAAACAUCAGAUGGUGGGAUUAUUCCACCUGCUCCACCACUGCCCUAAUGUUAUGUGACGAUCUACAAACCAACCAACACACUCAUAUUUU